Vollenhovia emeryi is the source of this 957-nucleotide messenger RNA. RefSeq names its product kelch-like protein diablo. The record is from RefSeq and is a predicted model, not a curated record. The transcript is spliced from 4 exons. The coding region runs from base 1 to 957 and encodes 318 amino acids. Gene Ontology annotation, molecular function: protein binding. NCBI's taxonomy places the organism in Eukaryota, Metazoa, Arthropoda, Insecta, Hymenoptera, Formicidae.
AUGACCUUACUGGCAACGUUCCGGCCAGUAAUACUGGUCCUUUUCAGGGCAAUGUUUACUGGGGAGCUGGCGGAAUCUAGACAGACUGAAGUAACGAUACGCGACAUAGACGAAAUGGCCACGGAGUUAAUCGUAGACUUCUGUUACACUUCUCACAUUAUCGUCGAAGAAGCGAAUGUUCAAACUCUCCUUCCAGCAGCGUGCAUUCUUCAAUUAGCAGAAAUUCAAGAUAUGUGUUGCGGAUUUCUCGAACACCAAUUAGAUCCAUCAAAUUGCUUGGGUAUCCGGGCGUUCGCGGAUACCCACUCGUGCCGCGAACUUCUGCGUAUUGCCGAUAAAUUUACUCGACAUAAUUUCCAAGAGGUACGCCACGUCCGAGACAUUAUUUCGUCGGAUGAGCUAAACGUACGUACGGAGGAGCAGGUGUUCAGCGCCGUGAUGAACUGGGUGAAAUACAACGUCACGGAGAGAAGACAACAUCUGGCACAGGUCCUGCAGCACGUGCGACUGCCGCUACUCGGUCCAAAAUUUUUAGUUGGUACCGUAGGAUCGGAUCUGUUGGUUCGCUCCGACGACGCUUGUCGAGAUCUCGUGGACGAAGCAAAGAAUUACCUACUCUUGCCGCGAGAGAGGCCAUUGAUGCAGGGACCUAGGACGAGGCCCAGGAAACCUACGAGACCUACGAGACCUACGAGACGGGGAGAGGUGUUCGCUGUUGGUGGGCGGUGUUCCGAUGACGCUAUUGCCAGCGUUGAGAAAUUACGUGAAGCCGACGCAAUGCAAUUGCAUAAUUUACGCGUACAACUGAGACAUAAGGUACUACCGCAGCAUGAGAUUGAAACACGAGCCGGGUCUCAUAUGCCAAUGCGGGAGGAAAUCGAAGAAUUUGAAAGAAUAACACCAUUGAGGAAAGGCACAUAUUCUUCUGAAGAAAGCGAGAAUCGAGAUUAUCAAUAA